AUGUCUGCUUCGCUUUCCAAGAACUUUGAGACCUUGCAGCUCCACGCGGGCCAGGAGAUCGACUCCAAUACCAAGUCGAGAGCCGUGCCUAUCUAUGCCACCACCUCCUUUGCCUUUGACGACUCGCGUCACGGUGCCCAGUUGUUUGGUUUAGAGAAGGAGGGCUGGAUCUACUCCCGUAUCAUGAACCCAACCAACGACGUGUUUGAGAAGAGAAUAGCUGCGUUGGAGGGUGGGAUCGGUGCCGUCGCCGUCUCCUCCGGCCACGCGGCCCAGUUUUUGGCGCUUUCCGGGUUGUGUUCCGCCGGGGAUAACUUCGUGUCCACAUCCUUCCUUUACGGCGGUACCUACAACCAGUUCACCGUCACCUUCAAGAAGUUUGGCAUCGACGCCAGAAUCGUGAACGGUGACGAUGCUGCUGAGUUCGAAAAGUUGAUCGACAACAAGACUAAGGCAUUGUACGUGGAAUCUAUCGGUAACCCAAAGUACAAUGUCCCAGACUUUGAAAAAUUGUCGGCGCUUUCCACCAAGUAUGGUAUUCCGCUCGUGGUCGACAACACUUUCGGUGCUGGAGGUUACACCGCUAAACCAAUUGACCACGGUGCGCACAUUGUGGUCCACUCUGCGACCAAGUGGAUCGGCGGGCACGGUACCACCAUGGGCGGUGUCAUUAUCGACUCCGGGAAGUUCCCAUGGAAGGACUACCCAGAGAAGUUCCCGCAGUUCUCCCAGCCUUCCGAAUCGUACCACGGCUUGGUCUUGAACGAGGCAUUGGGCACCGCGGCCUUCAUUGGCUACGCCAGAAUCGAGUUGUUGAGAGACAUCGGGCCAGCUUUGAACCCAUUUGCCUCCUUCUUGUUGUUGCAGGGCUUGGAAACCCUCUCCCUCAGAGUCGAGAGACAGAACUCCAACACCUUGAAGUUGGCCCAGUAUUUAGAAGCAUCCGCGCACGUCGCGUGGGUCUCCUACCCGGGCUUGAAGUCCCACCCGUACCAUGACAACGCCAACAAGUACUUGACCGGCAGAGGCUACGGUGGUGUUCUCUCCUUCGGUGUCAAGGCUUUGGAGGGUGACGCGCCGGAGGAUCCGUUCGAGGAGUCUGGCGCCCGGGUUGUUGAUAGCUUAGAGUUGGCCACCCAAUUAGCCAAUGUCGGUGACUCCAAGACCUUGGUUAUUGCCCCCUACUACACUACCCACCAGCAGUUGUCUGCCGAGGCGAAGGUCAAGGCCGGUGUUACCAAGGACUUGAUCAGAGUUUCCGUCGGUACCGAGCACAUUGAUGACAUCAUCGGUGACUUUGAGCAGGCAUUGAACAAGGUGUUCAAGAAGUAA
This is a messenger RNA of Babjeviella inositovora NRRL Y-12698, 1332 nucleotides long. It is a transcript of the gene MET15, whose product is annotated as bifunctional cysteine synthase/O-acetylhomoserine aminocarboxypropyltransferase. The transcript has a single exon. Bases 1 to 1332 code for a protein of 443 amino acids. The record is from RefSeq and is a predicted model, not a curated record. NCBI's taxonomy places the organism in Eukaryota, Fungi, Ascomycota, Pichiomycetes, Serinales. Gene Ontology annotation, molecular function: transferase activity, transferring alkyl or aryl (other than methyl) groups; pyridoxal phosphate binding. Gene Ontology annotation, biological process: transsulfuration.